CGAUCCGGCAUCGCUUGAACACACAUUACAAAGAAACAGCUGUCCGUCAGCUGUACCGCGCUCCGUUAUAUCAGAGCUAGCAACGAGCGAUGCAAAACUCAAGGCGUUGCAUAAGCCUAAUCUGCGUCGCUCGCCAGCCGCCCAGCCUACGAGCAACUUAUGGAGCCCUUGCGGCCGCACGCUGCUUACACCGGGCCGCGCCUCAGUGCUCCCGGAAAAAACACGAAACACAUGUAUCCACAUUGUUCAAGCCAGUGCAGGUGCAGGCCAACGUCGACUGCGAGGAUGUGGGCUCCGAGUUGGUGGGAAAACUGGAAAAGUCGGAGCUGCUCAAGAUCCUGAACAAAUUCACCCAACGGCGAGAGACAAAAUCCCUGUGCACUGAGAACGGACUCGACUCCUAUUUGCAGCAACAGGCCUUCGGCUCGUUUCGGCGCUACUGCAUUGAGGCCGAAAAUCUUCCGGUGGAUCUGCACAUAAUCUUCAGUGACAUUAUGCAAGGAGCGGGCCACAUCGACGACAUCUUUCCGUAUUUCCUCCGUCACGCGAAAACCGUGUUUCCACAUCUAGACUGCAUGGACGAUCUGAAAAAGAUCUCUGAUCUGCGCCAGCCUGCUAAUUGGUAUACCAAUGCCCGCGCCUUGACCCGAAAGAUCGUGUUUCAUUCGGGGCCAACAAAUUCCGGAAAGACGUACCACGCCAUGGAAAGAUAUCUAAAUGCCAAGACCGGCGUCUAUUGCGGUCCCCUGAAGCUGCUUGCCACGGAGGUGUACAACAAAUCGAACGAGCGCGGCACUCCGUGCGAUCUGGUCACUGGAGAGGAGCGCAAGUUCGGCAUCAGCGAGAACUCGCCGGCCAACCAUGUUGCCUGCACCGUUGAAAUGACCUCGGUUAACACACCAUACGAGGUGGCUGUGAUUGAUGAAAUACAGCAAAUUCGCGACCCACAGCGCGGCUGGGCCUGGACGCGGGCCUUUCUCGGUCUAAUUGCUGACGAAGUGCAUGUCUGCGGCGAGGCUGGUGCUCUGGACCUGCUGCAGAAGAUAUGCGAAACCACUGGCGAAACAGUGGAAGUGCGCCGCUAUGAUCGCCUCACGGAGCUGACAGUCGAAGGCUCUGCCUUGGGCUCAUUGGAUAACGUCAUGCCCGGCGAUUGUAUCGUUUGCUUUAGCAAGCAUGAUAUUUACACAGUUUCCCGUGAAAUCGAGGCACGAGGAAAGGAGGUUGCUGUAAUCUAUGGCGGUCUGCCACCAGGCACAAAACUAGCCCAGGCUGCCAAAUUUAACGAUCCUGCCAAUAGCUGCAAGGUAAUGGUUGCCACGGACGCCAUUGGCAUGGGCUUGAAUCUGAGCAUUCGACGAAUCAUUUUCUACUCCUUGGUCAAGCCCACAAUGAACGAACGGGGGGAGCGCGAGAUAGACACUAUAUCGGUGUCGUCGGCUCUCCAGAUAGCAGGACGAGCUGGCCGCUUUCGCACGGAGUGGGAGCAUGGGUAUGUGACUGCCUUCAAGUCUGAGGAUCUGCAGACGUUGCAGCGCAUUCUGGCCCAGACACCCGAGCCUUUGAAGCAAGCAGGCCUGCAUCCCACGGCCGAUCAAAUUGAGCUCUAUGCUUACCACCUGCCCAACUCAUCGCUGAGCAACCUAAUGGAUAUAUUUGUGAACCUUUGCACGGUCGAUGACUCCCUAUACUUUAUGUGCAACAUUGAAGACUUCAAGUUCCUCGCCGAGAUGAUUCAACAUGUUCCGCUGCCCCUUCGCGCCCGUUACGUCUUCUGCUGUGCACCCAUCAACCGCAAGAUGCCCUUCGUGUGCUCAAUGUUCCUUAAAAUAGCGCGGCAGUACAGCCGGAACGAGCCAAUCACUUUUGAAUUCAUCAGAAAUAACUGCGGCUGGCCAUUCAAGCUGCCCAAGACAAUACUGGACCUGGUGCACCUGGAGUCCGUUUUCGACGUUAUGGACCUGUAUCUAUGGUUGAGUUAUCGGUUCAUGGAUCUUUUUCCCGAGGCAGGCAACGUGCGGGAAGCCCAAAAAGAACUGGAUGAAAUUAUACAGCAGGGCGUAUUCCAGAUAACUCGUCUGCUCAAAAACACCGAAGCCAGCCAGGAAGGGGAGACGCCAAACUACAGUAUGCGUCGCGUGACGCAUGUCAAGGAGCCACGCUUGCCCAGCGCAUCGCGUGGACGUCUCACGGAGAGACUGCUCGCCCAAGGUCUGCUGACGCCGGGGAUGCUUAGUGAGCUGCGCAAGGAGUGGGAUGCUCAGGAGGCGGCGGUGUCAAGCACGAGUCCCAAAGAAAAUCAGGAGCCUGUUACAGAUAGUGACGAUGAGGACAGUUAUCCGGGUAGCUACAAGAAGACAAGGCGAAAGCGAAGAAAAUAGAUGUACAUACAGAAUAUGUACAUACAGAUAGGCUAAGAAUCAGUAAGAGACAAUAAGGUUGUUGUUUUACAUAAUAUCGUUUUAUUUUAAGUGGCAAUUAUGUAAUAUUAAAAUUAUUUGAUAAUCAACAAUGA
Messenger RNA from Drosophila obscura, 2515 nucleotides. RefSeq names its product ATP-dependent RNA helicase SUV3 homolog, mitochondrial (gene Suv3). Gene Ontology annotation, cellular component: mitochondrial degradosome. The coding region runs from base 90 to 2381 and encodes 763 amino acids. Gene Ontology annotation, biological process: RNA catabolic process; mitochondrial RNA 3'-end processing. The record is from RefSeq and is a predicted model, not a curated record. Gene Ontology annotation, molecular function: hydrolase activity, acting on acid anhydrides; ATP binding; RNA helicase activity. The transcript is spliced from 7 exons. Lineage: Eukaryota; Metazoa; Arthropoda; Insecta; Diptera; Drosophilidae.